This is a messenger RNA of Culex pipiens pallens (northern house mosquito), 411 nucleotides long. RefSeq lists its product as uncharacterized. Gene Ontology annotation, molecular function: odorant binding. NCBI's taxonomy places the organism in Eukaryota, Metazoa, Arthropoda, Insecta, Diptera, Culicidae. The coding region runs from base 1 to 411 and encodes 136 amino acids. The record is from RefSeq and is a predicted model, not a curated record. The transcript is spliced from 2 exons. Gene Ontology annotation, biological process: sensory perception of smell.
AUGUUCAGCCUAAAAGUGUUUGCCGCGAUGCUCCUACUAGUAUCUACCUGCUGCCAAGCCGGAUUUACGCCGCGUCAGAUCGCAAAGAUUCACGAGCACGCGGUACCAUGCAACAAACAGCUCGGCAUACCCGCCAACCGUCACCUGGAGGAACGCGCCGAGGACGGAGAUCUAACGCUGGGGGAUGAAAUGUUCAAAAAGUUUCUAUUUUGCGUAAUGCUUCGGAUGGGAAACGUAGACGCACGGGGAAACGUACAGCGAGAGCAAUUCACCAAGUUUGUGGCCGACGGACACGACACUGCGAAUGUUUCCAAGGCUUUGGACGAGUGCAGCAUGGAGGAGGGUACCCCGGAGGAUAGAACGCUGCAUUAUUACAAGUGUUACUAUAAGCAGCAAUUAUUCAAGGUUUAA